CAGACGCAGAUCCAAACAAGGGCGGAAGUGCAGGGUCGCUAGGACAAUCGCAGCCGGGUACGAGCAGCAACAAACCUACAACUUCCAGACGUGCGCAACUCAGUUCCUCACUACAAACCAGCCUCACAAUGGUCGCCAGUGGUGGUAGCAAUUUUCACUCGGAGUUCCGCAAUGACCCCGUCGUGAAGGAGAUGAGACAUAUCCGGGAAGAGAACGCUCGGCGCCAAAAACACGACUACUCACACGUGUUUCGAAAUAAGUCCCGGUUUGAUUUCGUCAGAAUCUCAGCAGUCAUUAUGGGGAUGGAGUUUGUGUACUCCGCCGAGACGGCCUUUGUCUCGCCGAUCUUGCUCAGCAUUGGCAUCGAACAUCAGCUAAUGACCAUGGUGUGGGGCAUCUCGCCACUGAUCGGGUUCUUCCUAUCGCCCGUUAUCGGUUCGGUUAGCGAUCGAUGCCGGUCGAGGUUCGGUCGAAGACGCCCGGUACUGUUUGCGCUCGGUGUCGGUCUGAUAACGGGUUGCAUACUGGUGCCGUAUGGGAAAAACAUUGGCGCUUGGUUUGGAGACUUGGGCGAAAUUGUAGACGAUCCGGCGAACACGUUCAAUGGUGCUGCUGCCUUAAUAGAUCUCAACGGGACGAUCGUGUCGGAUGCGUUCCGAUCGUACAACUUCUACCGGGUGGAUGAAGAAAUUGCGGAACAUCGGACGGAUUAUAGGUGGGCAAUUGUGAUCACCAUUAUUGGUACGAUCUUGACUGACUUCAAUGCGGACAAUUGUAUGACACCGUCGCGAGCCUUCCUGCUGGAUGUUUCGUUGCCCGAGGAUCAUGGACGUGCUUGCAGUACCUUCUCGAUCCUUGCCGGACUUGGUGGAUCGGUAGGUUACGCAAUGGGAGGCAUCAACUGGGAUAAUACCUCAUUCGGAGAGUUCUUGGGCGGAAGCAUCAAAACCGUCUUCACUUUAGUCGUGAUCAUCUUCACAAUCUGCCUUACGAUUAGCUUGACCAGCUUCCGUGAGAUCCCACUGCCUCUGCUCGAAUCGGACGAACUGCUGCGUCCACUAACGGAAGCAACGAUCAAGAAGGAGAAAGCUCGCCGUCAGAAUCAAAUUUUUGUGGUAAAAGAUGUAAGCAAAGCACUAACGGCUCAACUGCAAUCGAUUCAAUCGCCGCAAGACACUGUGCCACAGAAGAUAAACAACGCGCUGGUCGAUGUGGAGCGAGCUCCAGCGGCAAAGGAUGCGGAUGUAGAGCUUGAGGAAGAGGACGAAAACGUCCAGAUGGGUCCGAUGGAUUUCAUCAAGAGUAUCGUCAUGAUGCCGAAAUCGAUUGCGGUCCUGUGUCUGACGAAUCUGUUCUGCUGGAUGAGCCAUCUGAGCUACGCCCUGUACUUCACGGACUUUGUCGGUGAGGAGGUGUUUAAGGGCAAUCCAGCAGCACCUUCGUACUCGGAAGAGUAUAAACUGUUUCUCGAAGGUGUCCGAUAUGCUUGCUUCGGUAUGGCCAUCUAUUCGAUCUCUUGCUCCACCUGUUCCUUCACGAUCGAGAAGCUUAUCAAGGUGUUGAAGGCACGCACGGUGUACUGCGGUGGCCUGAUACUGGAUGCGAUCGGUAUGGCCUGCAUGGCGUUCUUCCCGAACAAGGUGACCGUUUACGUGCUCAGUGCUACGGGUGGUAUUGUGUACGCACUACUCUUCACGAUGCCAUUCCUGCUGCUUGGACAGUAUCAUGCGAAGGGAACGUUUAAAGUAACGAAACCGGGUGCCGAACCAACGCAGGAACGAAAGCGCGGUCUCGCAACGGACAUUGCCGUCGUCGGUGGUAUGAUCUUCGUAGCACAGAUCAUCGUUGCCCUCGGUAUGGGUUCGCUUAUCUCCGCGUUCGGCACGACCUCGGUUGUCGUUUUCAGUGCCAGCAUUUGCAGUCUGCUUGCCUCGAUCUGUGCCUCGCAGGUUGUCUACAUGGACCUGUGA
This is a messenger RNA of Anopheles maculipalpis, 1970 nucleotides long. RefSeq names its product proton-associated sugar transporter A-like. Gene Ontology annotation, molecular function: sucrose:proton symporter activity. Bases 129 to 1970 code for a protein of 613 amino acids. Gene Ontology annotation, biological process: transmembrane transport. Gene Ontology annotation, cellular component: membrane. The transcript has 4 exons. NCBI's taxonomy places the organism in Eukaryota, Metazoa, Arthropoda, Insecta, Diptera, Culicidae. The record is from RefSeq and is a predicted model, not a curated record.